Molecule: messenger RNA, 7618 nt
Organism: Triplophysa dalaica
Lineage: Eukaryota; Metazoa; Chordata; Actinopteri; Cypriniformes; Nemacheilidae
Product: microtubule-associated protein 4
Exons: 19
Coding region: 203-3913 (1236 amino acids)
Biological process (GO): neuron projection development; microtubule cytoskeleton organization
Cellular component (GO): neuron projection
Molecular function (GO): microtubule binding
Source: RefSeq, a predicted model, not a curated record
GCAUUUCAGUCAUGAAUGUCAUAUUAACCGAGUAUAAAACGCUGGAUUUGAGGAUCAUUUGAAACUGAUAGAUGGCGCAGUGAAGUGCUAAAAGAUGACGGACAUAAACCGCAAGUGUUGGCACCUGUUCCGUUGUCAGGUUAUAAGUGACACUAAUCCAGACUGAUCUGUGCAACAUCAGAAAGUGAAAGGAGGUGGAAUCAUGGCAGAUCUGAGUUUGACCGACGCUCUGACCGACAGCGUUCCCGACACAGAGGACGUUGUGGAGAGAGAUUUUGUGGCCACUCUGGAAGCGGAGAGCUUUGAUGAUCAGGUCGGCGAGACGGUUGGCAAGACAAACUUUGUCCCACUGCUAGACAAUGAUGGGAAGGAGCCAGGUACAGUAAUGGAGAACGGAGAUCAGAAAGUCCAAGGGGCUCAGAACCCUGGUGGCUUAAGUCCGCUGGGCUCUUCAGGACUGACUCCAGCGCCGUGGCCGGAGACGCAGGGGGACGUACAGUCGCAUCAAACGGACCAGCAGGACUUUGGGACAGAUUUUCCAACUGGUUCAAUGUCUGGAUUUUCACAAUCCAGCCCUCAACAGAUGAUAGACAGCAGUCCAAUUGGUGUGUUCUCAGGUUUUUCUGAGCCCAGCGUGAUGAUGAACACGGCUGCCAGUCCCGUUCCUCUUCAGACAGAAAGAGCAUCUGAACCACACGCGUCACCAGCGGUCCAGGUCACUGAAACUCCCAAAAUACCUGCUGAACCGCUGAUAGCCUUGACCCCCAAAAGCCCAGCGGACAUAUCUGCAGGUGUCUUUGGUGAGCGCUGGUCCGAUGAGGCCGGCAUCCCAUCUGAUCUGCCCUUCACACCCAGUGUUUCCACUGUUAUCAGUCGCCAUGCGAGUCACUUGACCGAGAGUCCACACGACGCCUCCGACCCCCACUGGUCCCCCAGAGAUAGCGGAUCUGUAGAUGAUAGGGAAACUGAAGCAUCUGACCGCAAAAAAGAAAAGAAGAAGAAGAAAAGACGACCCAGAGAUGAUGUGUUUGACACGGAGCUACAGAGCGAAAGCAAUGAGAGCGUGCAUCGCUCGUCCCCUCGCAAGGAACGCGACAGAGAGGGAGACUGGGAAGACGUCGCCCGUGUGGGUGGAAGAGUCAAGAAGCCCAAAAGUCGAAAAAAGAUUCCAGAGGAAUGGGCCCUCCAUGCCGAGCCUUUCGUUCCUGCCUCAGCUUCCGUAUCCCAAGAGUUUGGAAGUGACAGCGGUUUAAUGUCUCUCUCUGAAGAUUACACAGACGAGAGUUUCAUUCCUCUGUCGCUCACGCAAGAUCUUCUGUCCCUCACGGCUACUUCACCACCAUCCACCCUUCAACCUGUGUUGAUGUCGCCAAAGUCUCUAGGUCAGACUUCAGGUCUCUCUGUGUCAUCUGGCUUUCAUGAGAUCAUCAUGGAAACAGACAGCACCUUCCAGGAUUACACAAAAGAUGCUUUUGAUUCGUCGCUGGGCAAAGCGGCUUCUCUAACCCCUGCAGGAGCCUUUGAGGAGGCCAUGUUUGAAGGAGACCCCUACACUCCUCCUCAUGUCAUGAGCUUGCUUGAGUCCCCGAUGAAGGAACCCCAGAUGUCCACCCCAGAAAGCACCCGUUUCGUUCCACCGAUGGAGGCGUUGAUCUCAGCACCACCGUUUUCACCAUCUGGACCUGCUUGGUCUCUCAAUAACCACAAUCUCUCUUGUGUGACACUUGCGCCUCUUCCAUCACCAAAGAACAAAACCCCAAUAGAGCCCAGACAAGGAAAGAGGUCUUGUUCGUCCUCAUCCAAGAGUCCCAGCACUCCUGACGCACAGUCACCCUCUCCUCAAAGUUCAGGUCUGAAUCCGGCAGCACUGCCAUUCUUUCCAAGUUUUGCGGAACCUUUGGAAACUCAGGCCUUUACAUCAGAAGAAAACUGUGAGAAAAACAAGCCAGAGGUGAACAAAACCGACAACAUCCAGAAAUCUGACAACUCUGAUGUCAUCAACAAGACUCAGAAAGAUGAGAAAACAUUUGAGCAGAAAGACACAACUGAGCACACCGGUCAAAUCCAACUGAAGGAAUCUCCAGAGAAAAUGAAAGAAACGACCAAACCUGAUAAGAAAGAAGAGAAAACAGACAAGAUUGAAAAAGUUGACAAGAUGGAAACACCGGUGAAGGUUGAAGUGACGGAGAAAGUCGAUCAGGUAGAAAACCCUCUGACAAAAGACGUGUCUGAGAAAGAUGAGAUACCAUCAGAGAAGAAAGAGACGACGGAGAAGACGGAGUCCUCCAUAAACAUGGACAAUGAGAAGGUGAAGACAGUAGAAAAGCCUGAAGUGAAGCGUGAGAGAGUCAAAGCUGAUGAGAACGAAUCUAACCGAGACACAGCAGAAGAGAAGAAACCGGAUAUGAAGCUGGAAAAGGAAAAAGUUGAAAAAGAACAGAAGACGGAUGAAGAUAAAGUCCAACAGAAGACAGAAAAGGUUGAAUCCGCUGAUAAGAAGUCUGCCAAAGCUGAGAAGGACGAGAAAGGAGAGAAAGCCAAAAGGCCAGCUGCUAAACCCACUGCGGCAAAACCUGCCGCAAGCACUGCGAAAGACUUGAGCAGUCCUGAGAAAAAGACCAAGCCUGUCGCCGGGGCAACCAAACCCAUCUCCACCAGACCCCGGCCAAGCUCCGCCUCCACCGCUACACCUGCUCCAAAGCGUCCGACCCCUACCUCGUCCACCAGUGCACCCGCUCCCCUCAGCAAAAAAGCCCCUGUGCUCAAAGCACCCUCCCCAUCCGCUGGCACCAAACGACCGGCUACAGCAUCCACUCGACCCCACACGACUGCAACCUCCACCACUGCCUCCAGCACAGCGGCUAAAGAGGUCAAGCCCAAGACGGCCACGGAGAAGCGCCCACUUGUGCCAAAGGUCUCGACGGUUCCUGCUCGGCCCGCCGCCCCCAAAAACAGCUUGUCUACAACAGCGGAAAACAAACCGGCUAUCACAACAACACGCACAUCAACCACAACACGGUCAACAGCCAGUGCUCCCGCCACCCGACGCCCGGCUGUUCUCACAAAGACUGACGGUAAACCUGAAGAGAAGAAAACAACCACACUGAAAACCACAGAUGCUGCUCGUUCUAAAACAGCACCUCUCCGAACAUCCACCGCUACAAGCAGGAUCAGUGCUCGUCCCACAAAAACACCCUCCACCACCAGCAGCACCACAGCAGCCGACAAGAAACCUCCCGCACCCCGCCCAUCACGACCCAACUCAACAACCGCCAGCGCUACAGCUCGCCCCGCCCCUCGUCCUGGCUCCUCCUCUGCUACAGAUAUCAAAAUGGCCCGCUCCAAGAUCGGCUCUACGGACAACAUUAAACACCAGCCCGGAGGAGGAAAGGUCACAGUUUCUCAGAACAGAACGGACACUCAGAGUAAAGACAUCAGCCAGGGCAAAGUUCAAAUACUCUCCAAAAAAGUGGACUACAGUCACGUCACGUCUCGCUUGGGCUCCAAGGACAAUAUGAAACAUGUUCCUGGUGGAGGGAACAUCCAGAUUCUCAAUAAGAAGGUUGACGUUAGUAAAGUAACCUCAAAGUGCGACUCCAAAGCCAACAUGAAACAUAAACCAGGUGGAGGAGAUGUGAAGAUCGAGAGCCAUAAGAUGAAUUACAAAGCUCAGUCCAAAAUCGGCUCAAUGGAUAAUGUCAAUCAUGAGCCUGGUGGAGGUAAAGUCAAGGCUGAGGGGGUCCAGGAGACAGCUGAGGGUAGUCAAGCUCCCUCUAGUGGUGUCCCGGCCGCCCAGCCGGCAGUCAGCUCUGGACAGGAGAAUGGGCUGAAGGAGGGCAGCGCCCCCUGCAGUAGUGAGGAGCUCCGGGACCCCCAGGGUCUGGACUCACUCAUCCCUGAAACAAGCAUCUAACUCUGCUGUUUGCCGUCACUUUCCCCUUUCCAUUUCAAUCCCCCGUCACCUCCUCCCAUGUUACCCUCUUUUUAUGUUCUGUUUCCCUCUGUCCUGUCUUUCCUCACACUCUGAUGCAGAUUGAGUCUUUCAAGCUUCAUUUCCGCGAGAAAGCCCGCUCUCGCACGGACCACGGAGCCGACAUCAUCAUCUGGCCCGCCUCGGCUGACGGCUCUGCCCAACCCCACCUGUUACGCAACAGUGUCUCGCUCAACGACUCCAUCGCCACCGCGGGUCUCCCCCGCUCCCACACCACCCCGACCCUCCUCUCCUCCCAGGAACAGGGCGGAAACGUCGGCUCGCUCGACGGACUCUUGACGUGACUUCUCUUCUCCUUUUCGCCCUACCAUUGCUAUGACUCGUUUAAUGGGUGUGUUUGUUAAACGUCAGACUGCAUGAAGAAGGCUGGUAGGGAACUUCUUCCUCCAGGGGUAGUGGGGGCUCUGAUUAAGGUCUGAAUUAGUUUUUUUUUUAAGCUUUGGUUUGACCAUAAACCCAGCAGGAUCCAUUUAUAAGCCUAAACUCAUGCACCUCACAACACAACAAUCACAACAUCUGCUUUCUCAUAGGAUAUAGAGCAUGACAUCUAGAUCUUGGUCUUUGUUUCUCUGUACAACAGUGUUGAAACUUGGUUCAUGAUUAAUGUAGCUAGCCUGAACAUUUAAACAUCUAGAUCCAUCUGGCCAUCAUCCCACGCUGCCUUCAGGUCCUGCUGAGAAGAGUUUAAAAGUGUUUCACAUCAUUCACCUUUCAGAAAAGCAGGAGGAUUUCCAGCUGUGAUGAUGAUCUAAUGAUGCAAAUUGGAUGAGUGCUGCAGUGCCCAUGUAGUUGUGAAGGCCAAACUAGAAGUUCUCAAAUAAGGCAAUAGGAUUUUUAAUAUUACAAAGAGUAAGCUCUAUGAUCAACAAAAGUACAUGACACACGUCGUGUCCAUCAAGAUAGGCGUCACAAAUAAAGACAAUGUUUAUGGAUUUUGAAGCGUUAAGUAAAAGUAUUUUUUACUAUGCUCGAUCAACACCAAUACCACCAGGAUUCCAACAACUUUUUAAACUUUAUUAAAAACAUUUUCUUUGAUAGGAAACUACUCCAUCCAUCAUUUUUGAGAUUUGUGUCCGUGUUGCAUCACUUUCGAGAUUUUCAUGCACAAUGACAUUUAGUGUCUCUGACCAUGUCUGUAGUCCCACGUACCGACUUAUUAUCAACGACCUUUUUCCAAGACCUGUACAAUCUUUAAAAAAUCAGGAGUGGGGUAUUACUGGUGUGAUUUAUGUCGUAGAACAAAAUGCUUCCAGACCUUAUUUUAGCCAUUUAAACCAAAACCCAUUGAUUUCAUGAUGUUUAAAUCGAACUCUGGAUAUCGGCCUACAAAACCACUUCAUGACUGCAGCACUCAACUAAUGCUUUAUCCUGCAGAGGAUGUUGGGAAAUAUAGUUUUAUCGCAUAAACCCACAGCUGGCUUGAAAGCAGCGUCGUUCAGCACACCGGGGCUGUCAUGUGACCGUCAGUACAUUAAAACCCAUAGGCUAUCUGAAUCUGUGUGUAUCGUGAUUGUGUGUUUGAGUGAAUAAUGUAGAAUUGAACUGUUUGUUUUAUCCUUCAGUUUUGUUUUUGUGACCAGCGGAUGUUUCUUUCUUCUCAUUAUUGUAAAGCAAUAUAUAACCAUCUUCUACAAUGCCUUUAAGAUGUAACUUACAAACACCGUGGACUAAGAUCAUAACGUCAAAUGUAGCUCCAGACGGCUCUGUGAAAGUGAAGAAGGUCUGAGGAGGAACACUGAAGGGAAGAAACUUUAAAAAGCGGAAAGCAAGACGAAGAUGGAGUUUCGUGCAGAGGGUUUUGUUGUCAUUGAUUUAGAUACGGUUUGUUUAUAUCUGCUGGAAGGUUUGCCUGCGGGUGGCACUUAAAUCAUCUGCCUUUAGAGAGCCACAGAACUGAAUGUCAGGGCUUGAAACCUUUGAACUAGUUGCGGUUUAAGAAACGUUGAAUUGUGCAUCAGGUGGUUAUUUGGAUGAUUCUAUUAUUGCGUGUUUUUGCAGGUCUUUUCGAAGCUUGAUAGCGUGAUGUUGAAAGUUCCUGCGGAGCUUGUAGCUGAUCUUUCUGGUAGCAUCUUCUGUAGUAGUUUAUUUUCAAAUGGACUUCUUUUAUGGUCAGGUUGAGCGUGGAAAAUCCUACUGGCAGAUGUUUGGUUUGAUGUAAAGAGGUCAGAACACAUGUUUUCUUGUAACUAUUCAUUUUUACCAUCUGUGGAGGGAGGGAUGGGUUUUUCGUGGGUUUUAAUUCACGUUUUGUUCCAUAUGCAGGUAUUAUUCUCAGCAGAUUUCUUUAAUCCCAUUCAAACACAUAAAGCAAUAAAGCUGUCAAUUUGACAUCAUCAAAUAAUCCUCAUCAGGAGAUGAAUGAUCAAUAAAUGUUUGAUGAAACGUAGGACAUGUUAAUAAAGAUCCACCGAUGUUCAGAAAUAACAUGUUUUAAAUAGGUUUUUAGAUAAAAAUGGAAACUUAGCUGUGGGUUUUGAGCAUUGAAGUUGGUCUGAAUUUAUUAAAAUGUUUCACCUAGGAAUUAGUGAAUAACAGACAUAUAAAUGUCAUUUUAUUAAUUGAUUUUGGGCAAUAAUUAAUAUUUAUAUUUUUUUGUAAAUAUUUGUGUUUGAUCUGUGACAUCCAUAAGUACAGUAUUUAAGUACGGUUAAUUAUAUGUAUAACAAUGGUUUGUAUUGAAAUGGUCACAAUCUGUCCCAUAAAUGCAGUCGAUAUAAUAAGAACAAAGUGCAACUUCUUUUUUCUUUUCAAAUAUUUACGGUUGCUCUCCCCAUAUUGUUCUAUGCUGCCAUCUAAUGCACUCAAUAUUGCCACAAGAACAAAAGAAAUGUAAAAAAAAAAUGCUUUAACGCUUAACACAAAUGAGUGCUUGAUAUUCUUUACCUUAAUGGCUGGUUGUUUUAUUAUUGUUUUUUUUUUAUUCUGGAAAAAAGACAAAAAAAAAACAAAUAGUUUUGAGAUGCAAUAAAGAUGCAAAGCACUUAAAAUUCUGUCCUCUGACAGCUGUGACUUUCUUGUUUUGGUUGUGGGCAGUCUGCCCUGAUGAUGCCAGGUGGGUCAUGUUCAGGUGGGCAUUGAUAUUAUUAAACAUCUUCUAAUAAUCUUAAUGAACCUGUUACAUUUGAUCAAUAUUAGUCUUACAAUACAUGCUGAGAGACACAAACAGUAUAAUGCUGUCAAAACUAAAACUGGGGUGGGGGAUGCAAUGAAUGUGUUGCACUGAAUUUAUUGUGUCAUGAAGGACCAGGGGCAUAGUGUCGAAUCAUUCUUAUAAUUGUUUAUUUUCUUAUUUUCUUUUCUUUGUUGAGUCUGGGAGAGAUAUGAAUUAUAUUCAUUAUCAAGAUGUCCAGCCCCGAAGUAACAUAAAAUAAGAAACGCAACAUUCAUGUGCAAAACUAGUAGUUCUGGUUUUGGUUUUUGGUGAUGCAGUAAAGUAGAUCACAUUCAUGCUGAAACCAGCUCAGACUGUUGUUUUGGUGAUUUUCUUAAUUGUUAAUUUUCCUUUAUUUUCUAGUUAUUUCCAUUAAAAAUGAAUUUCAUAAUAUUUUUGGUUUGAAUGAGGUGUUUAUUGUGGUUAACUAUGAUGUGAUUAUUAGACAUUAAAUGAAAUAAAGUGUUUAAAACAUG